AUGCCCGGCUUCAUUCUGUGGCCCUUUCGACGCCAAAACUCCCGCACAACUCAGGACGCAAACGAGGCACACACUCGCCCGAUGGUUCAAACACCCCAACCCGCGCCAUCGGAGGAAGCGCCUCCAAAGUAUACCACCAUCGCCACAAAUCUUGCUAAGUUGUCCAUCUCGGAACUGCCCUCAGGAGACAAAGCUCGCCAAGCGCUACACGAGGUGGAAUGGCGUGGGCCAGCUGAGGGUGCAAAGCCACUAUGCGCAAGCGUGCGGUUAGAUCGCUGCAUCAUAGAGAUUAUCGCCUUGACAUUCCACGCCGACUUCGAUGCGCUCAACGACGCUUUGCACGGCGACAACGGAGUAGCCAACGCGAAGAGGUGGAUGGAUGCCGAGUGCCCUAUACCUGCCAAAAACAAGGAAUACCUAUUUGAUGCUCUCAUCAAACCUGGCGCCGACAAGUGGUGCUUUGCAGAUUUCACGUUGGAUCUGUUCGAUUGGUAUGGCGGGACCUUGUCUUAUCCGGUGCCAUGGGGUCAGACUAUUCCAGGCAUCUUUGCCAUCAACGACGAUACCCGUUUACACUUGCAGAAGUCCGAACCAUGUGAAACUACCGACUGGGCUGUGGAUCAGAAGCCCAAGCAGUCGAUGGAAGCAUUCCUACAAGCCAUUCACGAGUGUAGUCCUAAUAAGAAGGUGCAAAUUGUGCUUGAGCAGGCAUUCGAGGAAUACCGAUCACGGUUUGCGUAUGGUGCCGUGAAGAAGUCGGUGACAUAUUGGCCAAUCAGGAAAGGCUACACUAAACUCUUGGAAUUGAUUGAAGCAGAAAAGAAGAGGCCAGGGAGAACUGAACGAUGCAGUAAAUGGCGAUGCUUUUGUGCACAGAAUGAGUCAUGCUAA
Messenger RNA from Parastagonospora nodorum SN15, 891 nucleotides. RefSeq lists its product as hypothetical. Bases 1 to 891 code for a protein of 296 amino acids. Lineage: Eukaryota; Fungi; Ascomycota; Dothideomycetes; Pleosporales; Phaeosphaeriaceae. The record is from RefSeq and is a predicted model, not a curated record. The transcript has 2 exons.